UCCGUGAUGCGUUUUAUACUGGCUAUUCCUUCUCUGUUUGGGGAGUGUCACAUAGCUGUGAGGAGGCUUCCUGUCCCGGUACGGGAUAAACCCCAUAGCCACCCAGAUCAGCUGUGACACCCCACACACAGACAGACAACAGCUAGGACGCUCAGGGACAUGAUGUUCACGCAUUUGGGUCUGGAUGACGUCACCAAGCAGAGAAUAUUGCAGGCUCAGAUGCUGUCUAAAGAGGCCAGAGGAGGGAGGCUGAAUCUGGGGAUGAAGGUCAGCGUUCCAAAAGACGUGAUGAUUGAGGAACUCAACCUUCCGUCCAAUCGAGGUUCUCGCAUGUUUCAAGAGAGACAGAAGCGGGCUGAGAGAUUCACGCUGGAGAAUGUGGCCAACAUUGCUCACAACGCCGCCCAUCCAGUGGCUGUUCCUCCCCCGCAAAUCAUCCAAAAGCCUCAGGGAGGAAAGGAGAACCAAGCUUUCGCUACCGCUGGAUACUCUGCCCCACUGAAUGAGAUCCCACAUGAGAAGUUUAACACAACAGCGAUUCCCAGAUUCUACUGGUCUCCAUGGAGGGAAGCUUUGCGCCAUGACAAGGAACUUCUGGAAGCCCUCAAUGCUCAGUUGCCAUUACCACAAAGACAUCAGGUUGCCCACUACAGGUGUUUCAACAGGUCUCCCAUGCCGUUUGGAGGGGCACUGUCCAGCAAGAGGGUGAUCCCCGUUAUUAGCUUUGAGGCCCAAGAAUCCCCAAACCUGCCUGGCGCCACUUUGGACCGCAUGCACCAUCGGCCUAAUUUCAACAUAGCGCCAAGGGGGUGGAGAGGCCAUCAGUGCCCUGAAUCUAAUGAACUAUGAAAAAGGACUAAUUAACUUAAGACCGUCAUCUCUGUUAAUCAGCAGCAACAGCAGGAGGGAGGGGGAAAAAAACACAUAAUAGAUAAUGUGGUUAGCUGCUACACUGAGUGGCUGCGGCAGAUGAAGCAACGUCAGGGUUUUGAAAUGGUAAUUUUCACAGUCGAGCACUGGAUUAGCAUUAUGCCCAAAACUGUUAGUCACAAGCAACACUCAUUCGUAUAGCUUGACUGAAUCUAGGGUUGCAACAACAAUAAUGGAAAAUAAUAAAAUAAUGACAAUGAACACA
Molecule: messenger RNA, 1135 nt
Organism: Syngnathus typhle (broad-nosed pipefish)
Lineage: Eukaryota; Metazoa; Chordata; Actinopteri; Syngnathiformes; Syngnathidae
Product: myozenin-2-like
Exons: 6
Coding region: 160-849 (229 amino acids)
Cellular component (GO): Z disc; actin cytoskeleton
Molecular function (GO): FATZ binding; telethonin binding; actin binding
Source: RefSeq, a predicted model, not a curated record